AUGAACUUUAGUUUCGAGGACCCUCCGCUGUGGCGUUGGGACUGGGAGAGCUUGUGCGGCCCGGGAGGUUUAAAAAUAUGGUCACCCCAGCGGCACGACUUGGGACUGUGCUUCCAGCAGCUGUACCUCCAAAUCCCAGUUCUUUCUCUUUUUGCUUGUUGUUCGGCGUAUUAUUUCGGCCGUCACUCGGGUUACGUUACUCGAGGACGGGUUCAACUUUAUUCCAUCAAUUUCCGUUGCUUUAUUGCCCUGUGUUUAGCACUGCUUCCUUUAUUACAAAUUUAUGUGGACUUGAAUGUUACUCAAGACCAGAUUUAUUAUAUCUCGUAUUUUUUGUCGGCGGUGCAAGGCAUCACCUGGUUUUGCCACUUCGGGUACACCUUGGUGUUAAGGAAGCGAUUGGGUUUGAGUCCCAGAGGGCCGGUUUUUGUGUGCGUUCUAUGGACGCUAUUGUUCGUUUUAAACGUAGUUUCCGUGAGGAGUCAUGUACUUAUCUAUAAAUACACGAUUAGGCCGAGUUAUAGCAUCUAUUUAGCUUACGCCUUCAGUAUUUGCCAGCUUAUCUUCCAGAUCGUCUAUGCCUUCACUCUCAUUCCUAGCGAAGGGUCCACCACCUAUCUCAAUUUCGCCGAUAGGUACACCGAGAUAGGAGAGUCACAGGCGCUACUUGGCAAUGCCUACAUCCGCUUCACCGAAGAGGGUGAUCCCAGUUAUUUGGGGGUGGCGAUGGAGAACGUCACUUGGCUCUCUAAAUUAUUAUUCUAUUGGGUCAAUCCCUUAAUGGAAAAGGGUGUGCAAGGCAAGCUGAGUAAUUCAGAAGACUUGUACGAUUUGCCUUUUUCCCUAAAUUGCGGUACAGUCAGCACGAAAUUAGACAAGGCGCUCACCGGUAACGUUGACGAAAUAAGAAAGCGAUUAAAUGUGUCAGAUCGGCAUUUCACCUCAUCGAUUUCGAGCCAUUCAACACCCACUUCGCCAGACGUUACUUUUAUUGGAGUUAAAAGACACAAUGUGUCGUUAUUCAAGGCACUGCAUAAAUGUUUUUGGGUGCAAUUUUACAGCGUCGGUGCUUUAAAAUUUACAGCGGAUUGUGCCGGCUUCGCCGCCCCGAUGCUUUUAAACAGGCUAGUCAAUUUCAUUGAAAAUAAAUCGGAAGACAUAAAAUGGGGCUAUUUGUACGCAUUCUUGUUGAUGCUGGUGACGUUAAUCUCGUCGUUUUGCGAUUCGCACUUUAAUUUUUGGAUGGCGAUGGUGGGGCUGAGGAUGCGUGGGGCUCUAGUUACCACGAUUUACAGAAAAACACUAACUGUGAGCGGAACCGUUUUAAAUUCCGCCUUUUCAGUCGGCGAAAUCGUAAAUUUCAUGUCGACAGACACGGAUCGUAUCGUCAAUUCGUGCCCGAGCUUCCAUGCUCUCUGGAGUAUUCCAUUUCAACUAGCGGUUACUUUAUACUUGUUGUACAGCCAAGUGGGUCUAGCGUUUGUGUCAGGUGUUUGCUUCUCCGUGCUCCUAAUUCCCAUCAAUAAACUAAUCGCCAAUAAGAUCGGAAGCCUCAGCACACUCCUAAUGAAAGAAAAAGACGCCAGAGUUAAGAUGAUAACAGAAGUUCUGAGAGGGAUUAAGGCCAUUAAAUUGUACGUUUGGGAGCAGCAUUUUCUCCGCCUUAUCACAAAAUUAAGGGACAAAGAACUGAAAUACUUAAAAGGCCGGAAAUAUCUUGAUGCGCUGUGCGUAUAUUUCUGGGCCACUACCCCUGUUUUAAUUUCAAUUCUCACAUUUGGAACUUACGUGCUAAUGGGAAAUAAAUUGACUGCGGCCACUGUCUUCACGGGUAUUGCCUUACUGAAUAUGCUCAUCAGUCCCCUGAACGCCUUUCCUUGGGUGCUUAACGGACUUACCGAAGCGUGGGUGUCUAUCAAACGGAUACAAAGACUGCUAGACUUAGAAGAUUUAGAUUUAGAAUUAUUUUACAACGAAACUCUGUUAGAGUCAAGCCAAAACACUGAUAUUAUAAUAGAAGACGGUACAUUUAAUUGGGGAAAAGAACUAACUACCGAAGAAAAAACCCGUUUACACACCACUCAAACCAAAAAAGCGUCCAAAGGCAAAGGUAAAGGAAAACGAACAACGAUCCGACCUGAUCCCAUCGAACCCGCGGACCCUAACACCGCAUUUUUACUUUCCGCCAUAAAUCUGAAAGUCAAGAAGGGCGAAUUCGUGGGCGUGAUCGGUUCCGUCGGCUGUGGCAAAUCGUCCCUCCUUUCCGCCAUUCUCGCCGAACUGUCAGUGCAACAGGGUGAAAUCGCGGUAAGCCAAGUGGAGUCAGGUUUCGGCUUCGUCACGCAACAGCCGUGGCUCCAGAGAGGCACCGUGCGGGAAAACAUCCUGUUCGGCAAAGCUUUCGAAGAUAACCGCUACAAAUCGGUUUUAUUCGCAUGUGGUUUAGCCGAAGACAUUUAUUUGUUGCCAGCUGGCGAUUUGACUGGUGUGGGAGAGGGCGGCAUGACUUUAUCUGGCGGACAGAAGGCGAGGGUGGCGCUCGCUCGAGCCGUUUAUCAGGACAAGGCUGUUUACCUGCUCGACGAUAUCUUAUCCGCAGUGGACGUCAAAGUUGCUAAGCAUAUCUUCCAGAAUUGCAUCAUGGGGUUGCUGAAGGACAAAACACGGGUUUUAUGCACCCACCAUGUAAAUUAUUUGGUGCACGCUGAUAAGAUUGUGUUAAUGGAGGGUGGCGUUAUCAAGCAGCAGGGGAAGCCGGCGGAUGUUUUGGCGAAUAUGGACGAUAUGUUGCCCAUCGAGUUGGAGCUGGGGGAAAGUACUCAAUCUUCUCUAAGUUCGUUGAUGGACAGCGUGAAAUUGGACAGUACAGGCGAGGAAGACAGAGAUAGUUUGCUUUUAGAUGAAGUUAGCGAAACUGGUACUGUGGAAUUUAACGUCUACGUCACGUACUGGAAGGGUAUGGGGCAUGCUUUGGCUUUCAUGAUUUUGUUAUCUGUGUCCAUGAUGCAAACGUCCAGAAAUAUGACGGAUUGGUGGUUGGCUCGGUGGGUUAGCGACUCAGAUCCAAGUAAAAAUUGGAGUACAUUUUUUGAUGAUGAAUUAAAUGAAGGACACUAUUUCGACGGUUAUUCUGAUAGUUCCGCCAUGAAUUACUACUUAAGAAUUUACAUAGAACUUGCAUGUAUAAAUACAGUUUUUACGAUGAUUAGAGCGUUCUUGUUUGCGUAUGGAGGAAUUGUUGCAGCGUCGAAAAUACAUAAGUUGCUGUUAAAAUCCGUUUUGAAAGGGAAGUCUACGUUUUUCGAUGUGUCCCCGAUCGGUAGAAUUCUCAAUAGGUUUUCGAGCGACACAUACACCGUUGACGAUUCUUUACCCUUUAUAGUUAACAUUUUGUUGGCGCAAUUCUUCGGACUUUUAGGAACCGUUGUCAUUACCAUUUACGGUUUACCCUGGAUCUGUCUGGUGCUAAUUCCACUCGUCCCUGUCUAUCACUGGUUACAGUAUAAUUACAGGCUAACAUCAAGAGAGCUAAAACGAAUUUCUAGCGUUACACUUUCGCCGGUUUACAGCCAUUUUAAUGAGUCAUUGCAAGGUUUAACGACAAUUCGUGCAAUGCGAGCAACUCAGCGUUUCAAGCGCGACAAUGAGGAUAAUGUGGAUGCCAAUAUCAAGGCACAAUUUGCCAGUCAAGCGGCAGCUCGAUGGCUGGGCCUGAGACUUCAGUUUAUUGGGGUCGCAAUGGUUGCGGGAGUCAGUUUUAUUGCUAUCAUUCAGCAUCAAUAUGAUGUCGCAGAUCCAGGUCUUAUCGGGUUGGCUUUGUCGUACGCGCUGUCUAUAACUUCUGCACUAAAUGGCGUAGUUAACGCGUUUACCGAAACAGAAAGAGAAAUGAUUUCUGUGGAAAGAGUUAAUCAGUACAUUAAAGAAAUACCCCCUGAAAGCACUCAUUUCGUUAUCGAUCCGCCUUUCGGCUGGCCAAGCCAAGGAGUUAUAACGUUCAAGAACGUCGUUCUGAAGUAUAGGGAGCACUUACCGCCUUCGUUAAGGUUCGUCUCGUUUGAAACGAGGCCGUCGGAGAAAAUUGGUGUAGUUGGAAGAACUGGCGCUGGAAAAAGCUCGCUCCUAUCAGCACUUUUUCGAAUGGUUGAGCUUUACUCAGGCUCAAUUUCAAUUGAUUCGGUCGAUAUUUCGAGGGUUUCUUUGCAGUCUUUAAGGUCUCGUUUGUUUUGUAUUCCCCAAGAGCCGUUUCUCUUCAGCGGAACGUUAAAGGAAAACCUUGAUCCUUUAGGCGAAUUCAGAGACAGCGAGAUGUGGGAUGCUUUAAAUAAAGUCAAUUUAUGUGAUACAAUUAAGAGGUUGGGUGGAUUGAAUAAUAUUGUUGUUGGAGGCGGGGCGAAUUUUUCCGUUGGGCAAAAACAAUUGAUUUGUUUGGCGAGGGCUGUUUUACACAACGCUAAGAUACUGUGUAUUGACGAAGCGACGGCUAACGUCGACCACGAGACUGAUCGGCAAAUUCAGCAAACGUUAAGAUCCGCUUUUAGAAAAAGCACCGUAUUCACGAUCGCCCAUCGAGUUCAAACUAUUUUAUAUUGUGAUAGAGUUCUGGUAAUGCAUGAUGGACAAAUCGCAGAGUUCGAUCAACCAGAUAAUUUACUCGCAGAGCCAAACUCCCUGUUUUAUCAGUUGGUUAAUCAAGAUUAAAAAAUUAUUUUUACGUAUCGCUUUGUGUCUUAUUUAUAACGUAUUUUAUAAUAAAACUGUAAUACAGC
This is a messenger RNA of Zophobas morio, 4769 nucleotides long. RefSeq names its product ATP-binding cassette sub-family C member 10. The record is from RefSeq and is a predicted model, not a curated record. Gene Ontology annotation, biological process: transmembrane transport. The transcript is spliced from 14 exons. Gene Ontology annotation, molecular function: ABC-type transporter activity; ATP hydrolysis activity; ATP binding. Bases 1 to 4701 code for a protein of 1566 amino acids. Gene Ontology annotation, cellular component: membrane. NCBI's taxonomy places the organism in Eukaryota, Metazoa, Arthropoda, Insecta, Coleoptera, Tenebrionidae.